AUGUCGGCUUACGUAGCUGGUUGUAAAUCCUCCCGAAAGUCUUCCCCAAAGCUUGUUGCUCUAGCAGAGUGUAUCAAUAGAGAUGAAUUCAUCUCGGGUUUCUAUAGAAACGAGAGGACAGGUUUGGAUGACGAUCCCCUGCAGUUGUUUGACAAGGCUGACUGCAGCCCUAGAAACCGGACACGGUGUAAAACCCAGACGGUGUACGCUGAUUGGUGGUCCACCUUCGAUAAAGGCGACUCCUGGGCCAACUGCCCGGAUGGUUAUUUCCUAAACGGUUUGUACAGAAGCGACAUCAACAAAGGCCUGUUGAAUAAUAUAGAAGAAGGUAGAUGCUCAAAACAAGCUGACCAUCCGUCAUAUUAUGGACACUGCUAUGACCAUGAUAUCUCAGUAUGCUUUGAUAACAAAGGCUUAUGUAGAUGUAACAACGACUACUACGUCACGGGGAUAUAUCGCGGUGACUGCGAUAAACUAUACUGCCUGGAUAAACUACGGUGUUGCAAGACGGUUUCAGCUCCGGAAGAACUCGACGAAGCGAGUAAGGUGAAGACUCGCAUCAUGGACACCACGAUGUCGGACAUGGCUUUACUGGCACAUUACCUGGGCUACGGCUGGUGCUCGGGUUGCAGGGCACCGUAUGUUGGUGAAGAUUUUAGAAGAACUGGCGACGCAUGGCACGCUGAUAAAAGCGGACGUUGUGAGGGCUACAUGAGCGAUAAACGUCUGAGCAUGGCCUACGGUGACUGGAGAUUUGAAAUAAAUCACAUCAAAUAUGGAACGCCUGUAUUACAAGACUUGAUUCCGGAAACUAUUGAGAUUGUUACUCUUGAAAAUAAUGAAAGCUUUAAAGCCACAAAGACUUACUCGAGAAUUAUUCCGAAAGUACGUAGUGUAACUCACACCACAACAAGUUCUUGGAAACACAGCGACGAGCUGAACGGUCAGAUCAGCUACACACCCCCCUCAACAGUUAAUAGUACACCUGUCGUUUAUACCUUCAAGUAUGAAAACAGCACAGUUACAUCCGACCAAAACAAUAAAGAAAACUUUGGAAUCUUAACUCACAGCACAUCAAAAGACUUGAACCCGCAUUCUGCAGUAAAAUUACAUUAUAUCGUUCACAAAACUAGAACCACUACAACCUACACUGCUACCGUUAUGGCGAAGUUUUCCACUGAGCUUCAAGGAUUUUUGCGCUGGGGUAAUGGACCAAAUAGUAUCGAGUCUAACUACCAUAACACGUAUCGUGGUAGCAAAGAUCGACCCACGUUUAACUACAAAUUCGGCGAUUCCCGCACACCUUUCUACGAGGAUCUGAAAAAUAAAAACGAUGCUAUGUUAUCGCCUUGGUUGUGGGAACUCAUGAAACACGCAUACCCGGAUGCAAAAAGUUUAAUCGACGAUUUGUGUAAUAAAAACAGAUACGUCUUCCAUCUCACUGGGAGGUUUGAUGACGUCAUAAGGAAGAGCUACGAAGUUACAGUGAAACCUGUUAAUUAA
Molecule: messenger RNA, 1503 nt
Organism: Physella acuta
Lineage: Eukaryota; Metazoa; Mollusca; Gastropoda; Physidae
Source: RefSeq, a predicted model, not a curated record